Messenger RNA from Bufo gargarizans (Asiatic toad), 1039 nucleotides. It is a transcript of the gene GATD3, whose product is annotated as glutamine amidotransferase class 1 domain containing 3. Gene Ontology annotation, cellular component: mitochondrion. The record is from RefSeq and is a predicted model, not a curated record. The coding region runs from base 51 to 818 and encodes 255 amino acids. The transcript is spliced from 7 exons. NCBI's taxonomy places the organism in Eukaryota, Metazoa, Chordata, Amphibia, Anura, Bufonidae.
UAAGUUCAGUGCAGUCGGCUCCGAGCAGAGUCUGAAGGUGAAGUCCGGUCAUGGCGGCGCUCGGUGCUCACGGAUCCCGGCUCCUCCUCCUGCCUCUGCUGCGGGCCCGAGCCCUGCACACCUCACCGGGAAACCCCGCGGCCAGAGUGGCGGUGGUUCUGUCUGGGUGCGGUGUCUAUGACGGAACGGAAAUCCACGAGGCGUCGGCGAUCCUGGUUCACCUGAGCCGUGCAGGAGCAGAAGUGAAGAUGUUUGCCCCGGACAUCCCUCAGAUGCAUGUGAUUGACCACAGCAAAGGGGAAGCCUCCCAGGAGAGCAGGAACGUUUUGGUGGAGUCGGCCCGGAUUGCUCGCGGUGACAUCACAGCGCUGUCGCAGCUGAACUCUCAGGAUCACGACGCGGUCGUUUUUCCAGGAGGAUUCGGGGCAGCCAAGAACCUCUCAUCCUUUGCAGUCGACGGUGAAUCCUGUCAAGUCCAGGGCGAUGUGCAGAGGGUAUUACAAGAGUUUAGAAAAGCAAAGAAGCCGAUCGGGUUGUGCUGCAUCGCUCCCGUUCUGGCCGCCAAGGUGAUUCCGGGGGUGGAAGUGACGGUGGGGCAGGAGGAAGAACAAGGAGGUAAAUGGCCAUAUGCUGGGACAGUGAAAGCCAUCCAGGCCCUGGGGGGAAAACACUGCCCCAAGGAGGUGCACGAGUUCCAUGUGGACACUACCAGCAAUGUUGUCACCACCCCGGCCUUCAUGGGCCACGCCCCCCUUCAUACAAUAUUUGAUGGAAUUGGAGCUAUGGUCUCCGCUGUCAUAAGACUGACUGGGAAGUAAAGGCCCUGGGACUCCGUGAACUGUCUGGCCAGACCCCACAUCUCCUGGGACUCCAUGAACCAUUCAUCCAGACCCCUCAUCUCCUGGGACUCCGUGAACCGUCCGUCCAGACCCCUCAUCUCCUGGGACUCCGUGAACCGUCCGUCCAGACCCCACAUCUCCUGGGACUCGUGACCCGACUUCUUGCCCAAACACGCACUGCAUUAAAGUCUACUCCACAA